AUGAAGUCAAGCUCCCUCUUACUCCUGGCCAGUUGUUUCCUCGGCACGCUUGCUGCGAAAACCACUCAGACCGAUACGAAGAAACCCGUACCGGUGGAUGAUGGCAAGAUUGUAAUGCACCAGGUUUGUAACUCGGGAAGGGACGAUGCAGAGGUCUCUUCGCUGAGGAAAGAAGUGGAAAUGCUGAAAGAACGAUUGGACAAGAAUGAAGCCAAAGUAAAGGAGCGAUUUGUUGUCCGUAACACAUUGAGUAACUAUUUUAUAGACCCCUGGAUCAAGCUUAACACAGCCACGGUGUGUUUUGGCGCGAAAGGCGACCAGUUUGGCAAGUUCUCUGUUCCAGCCGGUGGCCGCUUGUUGGCAGUUAAACUUGUUCAUCUGCUUGGUUACGUCACGUGCGACAAGAACAAAGUCUACCACUGGUCUUACUGGGGCUGUGGUGCACAUAGCAGCUUGAGUGAUCAUGUCAAUGUUGCCAUAACAACUUCUACUAAUGGCGUUCUUUUGCCUCUGAGUCAAUUCAUCACGCAUAGCACUAAGUGGUCCAAGAUUCCCGGAUAUAACUCGCUGUCUCCUGAGCUCGUUCUGUCUGUGUUCUCCAGUCCCCUGACCGUUACCUCAGGACAAGUGCUACGCUUGUGGUAUGGUGAAGAUUUAGUGAAUCGCAGUGAAAGCGACAACGAUGGAACAUCUUGCUGUGACGUGUUUGCUCGUUUCAUGUAAACUUGCAUGAUCCGUCUUUUUUGAAGCCUGUGUUUUUAACCCGGUUUAACAUGAUUUUAAGGGAAUGGGUGUUGGUUUAAUUUUUUUAAAGUUCAAGCGAUUCGUUUUUGAUUUAAAAAAACAAAACAAAACAAAACAAAACAAAAACAAAAACAAAAACAAAAACAAAAACAAAAACAAACUUCAGAAAGUCAAUAAACUUACAUUGAAAUACUGACAUCCAGGGUGUUUACUCAUCAUUUAUCUUAUUGAUCAAUAUUUCGAUAACAAGUCCUAUGCUUAUAUAAUCAUAGUUAUUCAAAAUAAGCUUUUCGGUGAGUUUAUUUUCCAGUGUGCAUAUUGGUUUUGAUUUAUGCCUUUUUUUAAACAUGGCCGGAUUAUAUUUGAAAGGGACUCACAUUUAUCGGCUGAAACAUUUUAGUUCCACAUAAGAAGAAAACAUGUUAAAAUUAUCCAAGUGUAGCGAUGUUAAAUACAAAAUUUCUAUAGAACAAUCACACGGUAUCUGCUGAACACAAUACUUAGUCUAAAUUUGGGUACAAAUGGUAACCGUUCAUUGUGUAGCGCAGACUGUAGCAAGCCGAAUAACAAAGUUAACAAGCCGAAUAACAAAGUUUUGUUCAACAGCCAACCCUUGAAAAUAGCACUGGAUUAGUCUUGAACUGCAAAACCCAAAUAAAAGAGUUUGUCUGCAAUGUCUCCUAUGCUUAAAAUGCAUCAAAUUGGUGGUCACUGUCCUCGUUUCAGAGAUAAAGCAUGUGGAAAACUACCUUGAUUUUGAAAACUUGGCGC
Orbicella faveolata is the source of this 1515-nucleotide messenger RNA. RefSeq lists its product as uncharacterized. Lineage: Eukaryota; Metazoa; Cnidaria; Anthozoa; Scleractinia; Merulinidae. The record is from RefSeq and is a predicted model, not a curated record.